GGCGGCUGCAGCGAUGUCUCCGUCUCCUCCUCUCUCUCUCACACACACACCCCAACUCAACCCCCCCAGCUCACGUGACCAGCAACCCGGCCAGUUGAGCACCGGGAGGGAGAGAGCGAGCGAGCCCGCGGAAGCGACGCUGCAACAACAAUAAAGAGCGGCAAAAAAAUAAAAUAAAGGGAGGCCGGCGCGCGGACAGGACGCUCGGCGGGCAAAAAGUGGCGCGCGCGGCGGUAUCGGCCGCUGCAAGGCGAGCUGCCUGCAGGAGAGAGAGGGAGAGAGGGGGAAAACCCUCAACUCCUCCUUCUUUUUCGUCCGCUCGUCUGUUCCUGGGCGGGUGGGCCGCCCCCUUUCGGGGCUCGACGGCUCCCUCCACACACGCCCCACCAACCAGAGGAUGGCGGAUCAACGACGGCUCUUGUUGCUGCUUCUUCUGCUGCUGUUGUAAGGGCAGCCCUGGGGAGCAGCAGAGGCUGCCCCAGGAGCAGCAGCAGCGAGAAGGCGGGGAGGAAGCCAGCCGGGGCUUGGCGGGAAGAUGGCCAACGAGUCGCUUCAGAGUGAUCCAGGCAACUGGUCAGUGCUGGAGCAGCUGGGCCUGGACCAGAGCUCAGAUUUCUCAGACACCAGUGUACAGCAGAAGCUGGAUGAAGAAAAGGAGAAGAUUAAGCGUGAGAUUCGAAAAGAGCUGAAGAUAAAGGAGGGAGCAGAAAACUUGCGCAAGGCAACCACAGACCGUAAGAACCUCUCCAAUGUGGACAACUUGCUCAAGAGUUCCAACCGCAAGCUGGAGGCCCUGCACCACCAACUGCAGGAUCUCAAUGCACAUAUUGUCGUCAAAGACCCUGAAGAGUUGGGGGAUGCCCCACAAUCUCCAGGCAGCCUGAGCCGAUCAACAGCUACCAAGAACCGCAUUGCUGGCCUGGAGAAGCAGCUCAAUAUUGAGCUGAAGGUGAAGCAGGGAGCAGAGAACAUGAUACAGAUGUAUGCCAACGGUGCUGCCAAGGAUCGGAAGCUGCUGCAGACAGCCCAGCAGAUGCUACAGGACAGCAAGACCAAGAUCAAUAUAAUCCGCAUGCAGAUCCGCAAGGCUAUGCAGGCUGACGAGGUGCAGCUGAAUAUGGAAGAUGGGCAAGGUAACACUGACCUGAGCACCAUCGAGUUGAGGAUCGAAGAGCUGCGGCACCACUUCCGGGUGGAGCACGCCGUUUCUGAGGGGGCCAAGAAUGUGCUGCGCCUUCUGGGCUCCACCAAAGUUCAGGACCGCCAUGCCAUCUCUGAGGCACAGACUAAGCUGAAUGAGUCAAGCCAGAAGCUGGACCUUUUGCGGCACUCCCUGGAGCAGCGUCUAGCUGAGCUGCCUCAAGAUCACCCAAAGGGCUGCCUCAUCAAGGAAGAGCUCAUCCUGGCAUCCUCCCCGGCCUUCAGUGCCCGUAAUACCACUUCCUACCAGCACAACCAAUACAACACCCUCUCAAAGCCAUCUCCACUCACAGGGAUGCUGGAAGUACAGUUGUUGGGCUGCAGCGAGCUGUUGGAAUAUGUCCCAGGACGCACCCGUGGCUCCACUGUCUCCCUGCCGUGCAACAGCCCUGGUGAAGCGCGGCCAUCUUUCAUGAGCCGCAGCGGGCGAGGCCUGUACAGCCGAAGCGGCAGCGUAAGCGGCAGGACCACCAUCAAAUCAGAAGAUAAUAGCAAUGAGGUGAGUGCUGUGCUGAAGCUGGAUAAUGUAGUUGUCGGCCAAACGGCCUGGAAACCCAGCGGCCUACAAGCCUGGAACCAGACUUUCGCAGUGGAGCUGGAGAGGGCACGAGAGCUCGAGAUUGGUGUGUAUUGGCGUGACUACCGCAGUCUCUGUGCCCUGAAAUACCUGAAGCUGGAGGAUUUCCUUGACAACCAGCGCCAUGAAAUCCACCUGGAGUUGGAGCCACAGGGCAUUCUCUUGGCAGAGGUUACCUUUUUCAACCCUGUCAUCGAGCGCAUACCCAAGCUCCAGCGGCAAAAGAAGAUCUUCUCCAAGCAGCAAGGGAAAGCUUUCUUGCGCGCCCGCCAGAUGAACAUUGACAUUGCCACUUGGGUGCGACUCCUGCGGCGCAUCAUCCCCACAGCCAACACCACAGGCACUUACAGCCCUUCGACGCAGAUGACCCCAACAUCUGGCUCCGAAAGCAGGCACAGCCUCAACUCUGGGGACAUUGCCAUUGAGAAGCUGAGCUUGGAUGGGGACAGAAUUCAAAUCGAGCAGGUGGGCCAGGAUGACAGUGAGCUUCCUGGGAAGGUCUUGUUGACCUCACAAGUUGGGGAGGAGAUUCCCUUCCAGGUGGAGCUGGGCCCCGGAGGGGAGGCAAGAGGAUCUGAUGGUACUUUUCACAGCAGCCACCUGAGAAAAAUGCCUCUCACAUUGGAUGACUUCCGAUUUGUUGCUGUGCUGGGGCGUGGCCACUUUGGCAAAGUGCUGCUGUCUGAAUUGCACCGCACAGGGGAGCUAUUUGCUAUUAAAGCCUUGAAGAAGGGUGAUAUCGUUGCAAGGGAUGAGGUGGAGAGCCUGAUGUGCGAGAAGAGGAUCUUUGAGAUCGUGACCCAUGCGCGACACCCCUUCCUAGUGAACCUCUUUGCCUGCUUCCAGACACCCCAGCAUGUCUGCUUUGUCAUGGAGUACACAGCAGGCGGAGACCUCAUGAUGCACAUCCACACGGAUGUAUUCACAGAGCCACGUGCCACGUUUUAUGCUGCUUGCGUUGUGUUGGGGCUGCAGUUUCUUCACGACCACAAAAUUGUAUACAGGGAUCUGAAGCUGGAUAACUUACUGCUGGACACAGAGGGUUUUGUGAAGAUUGCAGACUUCGGCCUCUGCAAAGAAGGGAUGGGCUAUGCUGACCGUACCAGCACCUUCUGUGGGACUCCAGAGUUCUUGGCUCCUGAGGUGUUGACAGAUACAUCAUACACAAGAGCCGUCGACUGGUGGGGCUUGGGGGUCCUUAUCUACGAGAUGCUUGUAGGGGAGUCCCCAUUCCCUGGAGACGACGAAGAGGAAGUAUUUGACAGCAUCGUCAAUGACGAGGUGCGCUACCCCCGUUUCCUUUCCUCGGAGGCCAUUGGCAUCAUGCGCCGGCUGUUGCGGCGAAACCCAGAACGUCGCUUGGGCUCUAGUGAGCGAGAUGCUGAGGACGUGAAGAAGCAGCCAUUCUUCAGGAGCAUUGACUGGGAAGCCCUGCUGGCCCGCAAGAUCAAGCCACCGUUUGUGCCAGUAGUCAAGGGCCGCGAAGACAUCAGCAACUUUGACGAGGAGUUCACAGCCGAAGCGGCUAUGCUGACACCGCCCCGUGAAUCACGGCCCCUCACCCAAAAGGAGCAGGAUGCCUUCAAGGACUUUGACUAUGUUUCCAAUGUCUGCUAGCUCUAGGAGUUGGGGGGCAAGGAGAUUCCCACCCCCAAAGAAGAAAAAAACACACCACCACUGCCAGCCCUGUAAUGGGGCAGGGCUCUGCUCCACCAGUGACUCGAGACGCUUGCUAGCCCUGCUGUUAGCUCUGCGAGUGGAGCUGGGACAGCCCAGCAGCACUGCCAACUUCAUGGGUGUAGAGUUAACGUUCACCGACAUAUGCCAGCUCUGAGCCUAGACCGCGAAAGCCCCAGAAGUACUUCUGCACCCUUCAGGACACAGUAUCAUUCAUGCAGACACUCAGACACUGGCUAGCUCUAGGGGAGGGGCAGAGAAAGAGAUAGAAAGAAAGACGGCCAAGCCCAAUAGAACAGACGCUGUUGGCCCCGAGACUUGGGCAGAGGAGUCUCUGCGAUAGCAUGUGCUUAUCCACUGAUUCCCAAACUGCCUGCAAAAAUGAGCAAAUAGGCUUUCCCACGAAUAGAAAUCCAUAGGUGUUGGAGCCACAGAAGCCAAAAGGCCUUUCCCCAACCUAACAAAUGCCUGAGAUUUUUUUCCUUCCUUAAAAAACAAAAUAAUCUUCCAAAGAUAUGGCUUGCCCUUCUGGCGUUUUUGUUGAAACCCAAUGUUUGGAACUCCUAACCCAGAAGGGGAAACCUUCUUUGUCCUGUUUUGCACCACUGUCUUGCAUCUUUUCUCUAAAAAUGUACUGUAAAGGUUUGGUGGUUCAAACUUCAGUGGUGGACAAAUUCCCCUUGGCUCUAUAAUGGAACCGGCUCUGAAUGUGUAAGCUUUUGGGAGGAAAGCUUGCCUGCUUUGGCCCCCCAGAUUCUCUCCAGUUCAUAACAUUGGCACAUGUGUGCUGACAGCGCAAUGCAUAGGUGCAUUGUUAUAUUGCCCUUGCUGGGAAUCAUAGAAUGGUUUCACCUGCCCCAGUGCCAGCCAUGGCAGAAAUUCAAGCACACAAACAUGCCCUGAACAAAUUCACCUGAGGCCAAGGGGGGGUUUUAGGUCAAGAUAAGCGGGGGGGGGGGAGCCUUCUAACGUGCUUGCAAGAAACAGUCAGGAUCGUUGAUUGACCCAGGUAGAGGUGACACUUGCCAAACGAAAGGCUGCUUGGUUGGGUGGGCUUGGUCCACGUAGAUUACAGCAAUCUACAAGAGCUUGUUUCAUCAUGAAGUAGCAGUUAACAUUAAAGAACUUCUGUGCCUACUAAACAGCAGCUGACUUCUGGCACUUCUUCUGCCAACUGCUGGCCAUGCACACUCCUGUUUAACAUACAAAGCUGGAGAGGAACUUCUCAGGAGGAAACAACACUUGAUUCAUAAUCCAGCCAAGUAUCGCAAGCUAGACAGAAUAGUUCACUGAGCCCAGGUAAUAAUGAAUUUCAGAAACAUUUAUUAAUUCAAAUCUACCACUUGGAAAUCACCAUCAUGUCUUAAUGUUUUGUUGUUUCCAUCACAUGUCCCAGCUUUCGCAGCAACAUCUGCUAGCUGCCAUUCUAAGGGAGCGCAUCUCACGUAGGAAUAGGUGAUUGUUUGGGAACUCCACCCCCAUAUUCCGCUCCUGGUUUGCUUUUUAUUUUGGAGGGUAGCUUUCUAAAAAAAAACCAAAACCUUCCCCUUUUGAGUGCUGACAACAUCCUCCUUGCCCUGCUCUGCUAGGGAGAAAUUAGCUCACAGAAGGGUGAGUAAGGGGUUCUGCCUGGGCUUGAGCUUUGGCAGUUCAGAGAAAGGGGCAAUGUGCACCUAUAGGGAAGAGUUAGAGAACAGCCCUUGCUGGUGUGAGUGUGGCUCUGCCUGGGCCCCAAGCAAAUUCUCUUAUGAGUGCAAGAAGUUUGAUGGAGGCAACAUCUCCCCAUUAGUGGUCCUUGAUGGAAAUAUCCUGAGCAUAAAUGCUGCAGAGUUAUGUUGCUUCUUUCUCCCUUAGAUAAAUCUGUCCUGAGUACUUUUUGUUCAUUUCCUACGAAUGUUCCUGAGAUUCAUUAUAGAUAGAUAGAUAUUACAUAUUUUUUAAAAUACUGGCAAACUCUUGCCUGGUGCUGUGAGCUGCAUUCAAGAUAAAUGCUCUGUGGCUCAUAUCACAUGACCGCUAUGAUACCCUUUUAUAUGUGAUCAAUUUGGCGUAGCUACUAUUACCUGGUUCUCUACUUGGAUUUCUAAUGUUGAUUAGUAACCCUUCCCCAACCUGGUGCUCUCCCAGUGUUUUGGAUCACAACUCACAUUGGCCUCCUCUAAUACAGGUUGGCUUGGCCUGUUGGGAGUUGUUGCCAUCAGGUUGUGGAAGACAGAUUUAGAAGUUUCACUCUGCCCAUAAGCCUAUGUGAAAAGAAUGAGGAAACCCACCUUUUUUACUACAGUACUCUCAUCGGUUUCAUGUAUCAAAGGGUUAUUGAGAUCAUUGAACACAGAUUAGUUACUCUUUGAGUAUGCAUUCUUAAAAAGGCAAACCCAUUUCUGUCUUUUUGGCCAGGAGGUUAUAGCGGACAUCUCCCUAGUGUAUCAGCACAAGGGCUCAGGGCCUCCUUGUGCCUUCAGAACAGGGCAGGUUCCUGAACAUACUUGCAGCCUCCUACUUACUUUCAGGGGAUGUUCCUCUUAUUUGCAGUCUUCCCCUAUUUCAACUUCAGCUUUUACCAGGCUCAUGCAAUUCUGUUUUGAGACCAAAACACAGGAGUUGGGGGGCUAUUUGAAGAAAGAACUGAAGGUCCCGUCCCACAGGGGUUGGAGGGAGAGAAUUCCAGCUUUGCCUCUUAAAGGGGUACCAAAGGGUUUUGUAAAAGUUGCUGCCGCAGGAGAACUAGGGCCAGGGUUUUGUAUGGGGAGGGUAUUGCUCUGCCCCUUAGUCUCUCCUGAACUGAAGCAUAUGUGGCUUCUUGAAGCAGCUUGCAGUUUGUUUUCUUCUUCAUUCUUUUUUGGCCCUUGUAUGUAUAUUGGAUUCAUGCUGGUUGAUCUCCUUUCCUUUUAACACAAUCGACAAAUUUGAGCCUACUUGUCUUGAAUUGCAGUGCAACCUGCUUUAAAGUCAGGGCUUUUUGUUCGGUCCUAGAUUUGGGAGGGCUUGCUUUUAAGGCUUCUGUGUUUCAGCCUGUACUCUGGAAAGAGAGUAGUAGCUUCUGUUCCCAGAUACACUGUUAACUUCCUCUGUGCCUCUUUGCUUGCAUUGCCUCUUACAUCUUUCACAGGGCUACGUCCAAACUUAAGUAGCUUUAUGGAUUUUGUGCUAGGAGACACCAUCAUGCUGUGGACUUGAAACUUCGUCUUGCCUACUGAGUCUCCUACCUUACUGUAACUACCUCUGUUGCCUGACCAGAAUCGCACUGUGGCCACAAAAUGCUGUCUGGAUCUUUCACUUCUCUGCUUAUAUAAAGCUUGAGUUUUAAAGUG
This is a messenger RNA of Podarcis muralis (Common wall lizard), 6765 nucleotides long. It is a transcript of the gene PKN1, whose product is annotated as protein kinase N1. The record is from RefSeq and is a predicted model, not a curated record. Gene Ontology annotation, molecular function: protein serine/threonine kinase activity; small GTPase binding; ATP binding. Gene Ontology annotation, biological process: signal transduction; protein phosphorylation. NCBI's taxonomy places the organism in Eukaryota, Metazoa, Chordata, Lepidosauria, Squamata, Lacertidae.